GACUAGACCAGUGGUUUGCGUUGUUAAAUAUAUAUAUAUAUAUAUACGGCUACGGAUUUUCAUCGUUAUCUGGCGAUACAUACUCUAGAAACAUGUCGGGAGACGACGAGAUGAUAUUUGACCCGAACAUGUCCAAGAAGAAGAAGAAAAAGAAGAAGCCUUUCAUGCUGGACGAAGAAGGAGGGGAGGGUGCUAGUGAGGAUGCUCCCCAGCCAGAAGCUAAGGAGGUGGAGAUGGAGGGAGGAGAGGACAGAGAGUUGGACCUGGAUGAGGAUGAGGGGAGAAGGAAAGAAAUCUCGGAUGACCUGGAUGACUUAAAUUUCUUCAACCAGAAGAAGAAGAAAAAGAAAAAAGCAAAGACAUUUGACAAUGAUGUUGAGGAAGGAAUAAAGGAACUGAAAAUUGAGGCAGAGCCCUCUGAAACCAACGAAGAGGACGACUUGAUGUUAGAGUUAGGAAAAAAGAAAAGGAAGCCCAAAGCUGUGAAUUUUGACAUGGAGGAUGACUUGGAGAGAAAAGAUGACCCCCAGGAAGACGACGAUGGAAAGAACACUGACGACAUCACUUUCAGCAGCACACAAUCAGGCCCUGCUUGGGCGGGCUCUGAGAGAGACUACACGUAUGAUGAGUUACUGAACCGUGUCUUCAACAUCAUGCGCGAGAAGAACCCUGACAUGGUGGCUGGAGAGAAGAGGAAGUUUGUCAUGAAGCCUCCGCAGGUGGUCCGAGUUGGCACAAAGAAGUCGUCCUUUGUGAAUUUCACAGACAUCUGCAAAUUGUUGCAUCGACAGCCAAAACAUCUCCUGGCCUUUUUGUUGGCUGAGCUUGGAACAAGUGGCUCUAUAGAUGGAACUAAUCAGCUCAUCAUCAAAGGAAGAUUUCAGCAGAAACAGAUAGAGAAUGUCUUACGAAGAUAUAUUAAGGAGUAUGUGACGUGCCAUACGUGCCGCUCUCCUGACACCAUCCUGCAGAAAGACACACGACUCUACUUCCUACAGUGCGAGACCUGUCACUCGCGCUGUUCCGUCGCCAGCAUCAAGGCAGGUUUCCAGGCUGUCACGGGCAAGAGGGCACAACUCCGUGCCAAAGCCAAUUAGACCCCAACUACCCCCCCCCCACCCCCCGUGUUUUUUUUCUCAGGAGUGGACAGGAUGGGGCAGGCUGGACGCUUUUAUGGACUGUCUGUGGAUUUGUUACAGCUGCCAAUUGUAAUGAAAUGAAUAAACUGCAUACCUUCUUGG
Esox lucius (northern pike) is the source of this 1241-nucleotide messenger RNA. It is a transcript of the gene eif2s2, whose product is annotated as eukaryotic translation initiation factor 2, subunit 2 beta. The record is from RefSeq and is marked provisional. Gene Ontology annotation, cellular component: eukaryotic translation initiation factor 2 complex. Gene Ontology annotation, molecular function: translation initiation factor binding; mRNA binding; translation initiation factor activity. Gene Ontology annotation, biological process: formation of cytoplasmic translation initiation complex; formation of translation preinitiation complex; translational initiation. NCBI's taxonomy places the organism in Eukaryota, Metazoa, Chordata, Actinopteri, Esociformes, Esocidae.